Orcinus orca (killer whale) is the source of this 1321-nucleotide messenger RNA. It is a transcript of the gene RAB32, whose product is annotated as RAB32, member RAS oncogene family. Bases 282 to 956 code for a protein of 224 amino acids. Lineage: Eukaryota; Metazoa; Chordata; Mammalia; Artiodactyla; Delphinidae. Gene Ontology annotation, molecular function: GTPase activity; GTP binding. Gene Ontology annotation, biological process: phagosome-lysosome fusion; endosome to lysosome transport. The record is from RefSeq and is a predicted model, not a curated record. The transcript has 3 exons. Gene Ontology annotation, cellular component: phagocytic vesicle; trans-Golgi network; lysosome.
CAGCAGCGUGCAGAGGCCUCCUCACCCCGGUCUCUCUAGCCACGCCAGCCCCCGGCCCUUCCCCCGCCCCGCGCGGGCUGCGAGCGGCGGCGGGUUCCGGGUCCUGUGACCGGUCAGGCGCUGCGGCAGCGCGGCGGGGAGAGCAGCCGGCCUCGAGGAAGUUUCGACGGCCGGCGGGGGCUCCCAGGGCGUCGCGGGGAGGGCGCGGCCGGGCGGGGGCCCCGGCGCGUGGCCCUAGCUUGCCGAGAGCGGCCGGCCGGCUGAGCGAGACCUGGGCGCUCAUGGCGGGCGGCGGAGCUGGGGACCCGGGCCGGGGGGCGGCCGCCGCCACGGUACCCGAGACCCGCGAGCACCUCUUCAAGGUGCUGGUCAUCGGCGAACUUGGCGUGGGCAAGACCAGCAUCAUCAAGCGCUACGUCCACCAGCUCUUCUCCCAGCACUACCGGGCCACCAUCGGGGUGGACUUCGCUCUCAAGGUCCUCAACUGGGACAGCAGGACGCUGGUGCGCCUGCAGCUGUGGGACAUCGCGGGACAGGAACGGUUUGGCAACAUGACCCGAGUAUAUUACAAAGAAGCUGUUGGUGCUUUCGUUGUCUUUGAUAUAUCGAGAGGUUCCACAUUUGAAGCCGUUUUAAAAUGGAAAAAUGAUCUGGAUAGUAAAGUCCAUCUUCCAAACGGCAACCCUAUUCCUGCUGUCCUCUUAGCUAACAAAUGUGACCAGAAAAAAGACAGUGGCCAGAAUACUCCCCAGAUGGACGAGUUUUGCAAAGAACAUGGCUUCACUGGAUGGUUUGAAACCUCUGCAAAGGAUAACAUAAACAUAGAUGAAGCAUCCCGGUUCCUAGUGGAGAACAUUCUUGCCAACCACCAAAGCUUCCCUAAUGAAGAAAACGACGGCAGAAUUAAACUGGAUGAGGAGACCGUGAAAAAAGAGAACAAAUCCCAGUGUUGCUGACUCAGCGUCUGCUUCUCUCCUGCGGAUGCAGCCUGAUUCGGUUGGAAGCAAAUUCCUGAGACGGGAUCAUGGAUGGUGGAUAUGCUGCUCUGUGAAUCUUCAGGGCUGUGCCUUAAAAUAACAAGGAUGGCACCCCUGGGAGCCUGUGAUGAAAGGGGACACUGGUGAAGGAGUCCCGCCAGUGGCUCUGCCUCUUCACUUGUGAACACUUAGGCUUCUGUUGUUGUUGCCAUCAUAUUCAGGAUAAUGUUUAUGUUCUUUUUAACAUCUUUUAAAAUGACAGUUCUUCAGGAUUUGUUAAGACUUGGGAGUUGUGGCUUUCAGUGUGAACACUGGGCUGGUAAUAAACUUUCCCUGCCGCCUCA